Messenger RNA from Clunio marinus, 354 nucleotides. NCBI's taxonomy places the organism in Eukaryota, Metazoa, Arthropoda, Insecta, Diptera, Chironomidae. The record is from the annotation of a GenBank genome assembly.
AUGUUUAAAUUCGUCAAACGAUUGUCGUUACUGAGCUUGAAGAUUAUAUUUUAUCUGAAACCUCAUCGACUUAACAAUCCUGGUGGGACUUUAAAUAUAUUAUACGUGAUACCGAGAUUGGAAAUUGGUGCUCGAGAGUAUCACGAUGAUGGUAAUGAUGAUGAUGAUGAUAGAUGGAAAUGGAAACUUGAUAGUUUCAUGAAGCGUUUGGUUGAGUUGAAUGACGACGAGACUAAUGAAAGUAAAGCUUUCAAUGAGAUUCAAGUCAAUGCUGAUUUAAAAGAAUUGAAUAAAAGAUUAUUCUCAUUACUCAUCGCUGAAUUUCUAAGAUUGAAUGUUGAUAAAGAUGAUUAA